Brassicogethes aeneus is the source of this 2493-nucleotide messenger RNA. Lineage: Eukaryota; Metazoa; Arthropoda; Insecta; Coleoptera; Nitidulidae. The record is from the annotation of a GenBank genome assembly.
UGGCAACCCUGUGCGAAUCAAUGCCAAAAUUUUAGGUUAUGUGUAUAUGUCGCAUGUGUUUUUAUUUGAAAUUUUAUUAUAGCCCUAAUUAAACGCAAACAAAUGGCUGUGAAAGGAAAGGUGGCAAAAGCCAAAAGAAAUAACCAGAAAAGGAACAAACUAGUUAAACAAGGCGUAAUAAAGAAAAAUGAUGGAAAACCCAAAAAGAAUAUCAAAGCAGCACCCCCCAAAGUUGUUAAAAAGCCUGAACCACAGGAUGAUUCUGAAGAAAGUGACCACGGGGAGGAUUUGUUGGAAAUGGUCGAUGAAGAAGACAUCGAUUUCCUAAAACAGGCCAUCAGCAAUAGGUCCUACAAACUUUUGAACAAAGUUAAAUACACAGGGCCUGUAGCAAAAAAGAUAAAGGUUGACGAUGAUGAUUUGGAGAAUAACUAUGAAGAAAUUAAUUAUGACGAUUCGAAGAAUAUCAAAAUGAGGAGUUUAUUGCCCAUCAAAACCAAAAAUAGGAUCAUUCCUCGCGAAAUUGUUGACACAAGAGGUGAUGCCACUGAUGAAGAGGAAGAAGUAGAUGCGGAAGAAGAAAACGAUGAAGCUGAAGCUUCAGAUGCUGAAGAAUAUACUUUAGAGGACCAUGAAUUUGAUGCCGAAAAACCCAUAUCGGCCACACAACUUUUAGCAACGAGAAAUGAAGUAUUAAGGCAAAGAAAAAUACACAUCGGUACAUUGAGUUCAGGAUUACUGGAAAAUCCGGAAGAAAAAAUAACAAAUCUGAGAACUCUGCUCAAAAUAAUGGACGAAGAAACCCCCGAAGUUUAUUUGACUGUCAGAAAGUUGGUUAUUGUUUCUUUGGUGGAAGUUUUUAAAGAUAUUUUGCCUUCAUAUGAAAUAAAAAAUAUCAAUGCAAGCUCUGAUGGACCAAAAUUAAAAAAGGAUACUCUAAAACUGUUUAAAUUUGAAGAAAAUUUGUUGCAAUACUAUAAAAAGUUCCUUCAAAAACUCGAAAAGUAUUGUUUGCUUUUAAUGAAGAAAAAAGGCAAUUCCAAACCAAGAUCUGAGGAAGAAUUGAAGAUGGGAGAGUUAGCAGUCCAUGCAAUGUGUGAUCUUUUGGUGGCGCACCCUUAUUUUAACUUUGCACCAAACAUUGCACAAGUCUUGGUGCCAUGUUUGAAUAACCCUAGAAAAAGUGUCAGGGAGACUGUGAAAGCAGCAGUUAAAACUAUCAUUAAAGAGGAUAAAAAAGAAGAAAUAACGCUUAAAAUACUAAGAAUUAUAAAUCAAUACUUAAAAAACCAUACACAUAAUACAAACACAGAUACCUUGGAAGUUCUAUUGGUUUUAAAUUUGAGAGAUGUUAAUUUGGACAGGGAGAAAGAGGUUGAAAUGAAGCAGAAAAAGUUGAUGUCGCAUAAAUCCAAUGUUUUGCAAAUAUCCAAAAAGGAAAGAAAGAGGAAGAAAAAACUCAAAAUGUUGGAACAAGAACUUUUAGAAACAAAAGCGGAGGAAAACGUGCAGACCAAACAGAAAAACCUGACUGAAAUCACCAAGAUUGUUUUUAACAUUUACUUUAGGAUAUUAAAAAAUUCUUCCAAUUCCAAAGUUUUAGGUGUAUGUUUGGAAGGGCUGGCCAAAUUUGCACAUUGCAUAAAUUUGGAAUACUAUGUGGACAUAGUAAAUGUCUUGGACAGCCUCCUGAAGGAAGACUGGCUGGGCUACAAAGAACAGCUUCACUGUGUGCAAACAGUAUUUGCGAUUCUUGGCGGCCAAGGUGAAGCAAUAAACCUUGACCCGACCAGGUUUUACAACAGCCUUUACAAGGAUAUGUUCAAAACAACCGCCGCUAGAAACCACGACAACAUCCUAAUUCUGCUGAAAACUCUUGAUGACGCUCUGAUAAAAAGAAGGAAGAAAAUAACAAACAAAAGAAUGAUAGGGUUCAUAAAGAGGUUGGCCACUUUGAGCCUGCAAUUGUUGCACAACGGCUCUCUAGGCUGCCUUUCGACGAUUAAAAAUAUCAUGCAGCUGAACAGGGCCGUAGAUAUUUUACUGGAUUUGGAUAAUGCGGUCGGUGAAGGUAAAUUCCAACCGGAUUUGGACGACCCGGAGUAUUCCAAUGCUGCCACCACAGCGAUGUACGAAAUGACGUUGCUGAGGAAACAUUAUCACCCCAUAGUGAAUAAAUAUGCCAACAAUAUCGCCAGUGGCGUUCCUGCCACAGGGGAAGGAUCCCUACCUUCCGAAUACUGGAAAAGCACCCCGGAGCAAUUGUUUACCGAGUUCAGCAUGUCAGAGAUGGGAUUUAAUCCUCAAGUUCCCAUUCCCAACAAAGCCCAGCCCAAGAAUACAGUUAAAAGAAUUAUUUUUGCAGACAAUACAUUCGAAACUGAAUGUAGACAAGUUUUAAAAGCAAAAAGGAAAAAUGCUUGUUUUUGGAUAGACGAUUCAAAGUUGUUAAAGUAAUAAAAUUUAAAUUUUAUUAAAAGUUACUUAUUUUGU